UUCCAGUAUAAAACUCCCAGCCAGGAGGAAUUCAUUUGAAGGUUUUAAGAAAGUCAGUGUACACUUAAGAGGUUGUUGUUGGGCCAACGGGUGACUGAUGCGUAAGGGUCAUGCGCAUAAUCCAAAAUAGAUAAAAGUUUCACCACCGGUACAGACAGAAGUAGUCCAGUUCUUCUUUUUGUAUUCAAAGGAAAAAGUUUUGGCUGAAAGUUGUUUGGUGCAUAUAGCAGAACUUUAACUGGUUUUGAACUGAGUUGGACAUGGCAGAGGGAGACUUCUACACUAUGGGGAACCGGCAGAGGUUUCCCAGGGAUCCGUUUGGAGAAUCACCGUUCAGAGAGCAGUCUCCGUUCAGGGACCAGCUCGCAUCGCGGUUUAUGGAGGAUGACUUUGGGAUGCCACCUUUCCCCGAUGAUCUGGCAAUGGACUGGCCGGGCUGGGCUCGGCCGGGCCGGCUUAGCACACGCCUCAGUUCCUCGCCCUUCAGCAGCACUUUACGCACAGGUUUCCCCCCGCGUCAGUCCACGGGAGGCCCCACGCUGUACACCAGCAGGUACGGCGAGCCCUCCUCCCGGAGCUCACCCAUCACCACCGGGGGGGAGCCCUGGAAGGUUUGCGUGAACGUCCACAGCUUCAAACCAGAGGAAUUAAACGUCAAAACGAGAGACGGAUUUGUAGAAGUGUCAGGAAAGCAUGAAGAGAAGCAAGAAGAAGGAGGCAUAGUGACAAAGAAUUUCACAAAGAAGAUACAGAUACCGACAGACGUGGACCCCCUGACCGUUUUCGCCUCCUUGUCCCCUGAGGGCGUCCUCAUCAUAGAAGCUCGGCAGACGCCUCCAUAUUACCUCUUCAGCAACGAGGGCUCCCAUGCUGGCGACACACUGGAAGUGGAGGCCCCAAAGCCCCAAGAGGCCCCUACGGUCUAAACCCCCACCUCCCAACUAACAUAACAGAUCAUAUUACACAAUUGAUUACAAGUUUGAUAUGAAAUGCGUGGCCUUCAGCUUCAUGUUUUUAGACACCUGGAAUUAAAAUGUCUAAGGAAAUAGGUGUGUCGUUAUUAAAGCUACACAAGGCUAAACUGUUAUGUACACAAGGAGAAUAGUGAAGAGCCUCCUCUCCCUACUGACGGAGAUGCUAUAGAUUUUCCCCAAUGCCCAAAUGAAAUUCUGGUAUCACUUCUCUUUCAUGUUAAAUGUGAAUCCAGAAACCAAAGUUGUUUAUUUUCACUUUUGUCCCCACAGUGUCCUUUAUUACAAAAUGAUUACAGACCAGCUGAUUUGAUAAACAUAAUCUGAUGUUCCAUUUAUUAAUUCCUGGUUGUUCCAGUUUGUGCGUCUCAUGUAUUACCACUACAUUGUAGUGACUGAUUUUAUACCAGGCGAUAUUUCUUGUGAUUUAACAACUCUUACUGCUGUUCUGAAGGUAUUCACAGAAUCCUCAAAGACACUUUGGACCAUUUAAUGCUAGGGGACUGAAGAUCAAUAAUAUUCACGCAGCUGCAGUUUAUAGAGCCCUUGGUGUGUUUACUUGACUUGUUCAGCUUAAAUAUCAUAUAGGUGCAUCCUGUGGUUAAGCAAGAUCUGUUGGGCCACUGAUACAUUAUAAGUCAUAGCAUUCUCAAUAACCAGUUAGCUGAUACGACAGAAGUAUGUAUGUGAACGUUGAUCAAGAAUCAAAUUAAUAUUUGUAUUUAUAUUAACAAGCAAUUCAUUUAGUGGAACAGUAUUUCCAUCAAACGUUAUUGUAUGAUUUAUUUGGAUUUUUAAAAAUGACAAAUGUGCCUUUAUCUACUUGUGUGCCUUGACUUCCUUCAGUUCCACAGUUGUUUAUCUUUUGAGUUAAUGAAUGUCACUUAAACUGACAAGAAACGAAAGUAAGUUACCGUUUGUGGCUUCAUUAGAGGGUGAAUUGUGUGCAUUAAUACUGUAUUCUACCAAAGUGUAUGUAAAUAUACUUUAAUAUGUGCCAAUUCAUUAUAAAUAUAAAUCUGAAGUGUUCCAGGUUUUGCAAUAUGGUUUGCAUUUUUCUUUUCUAUUUGAGCAUUCAGGAAGGUGGCUGCAUGAUUGUCGGAGCGGACAGACUGACUUGUAUGGCAAAGACGUUUGUUUCCUGCCUUCUUUUCUGUUGAUGUCUUUGUAUUGGCUGAUGCAAUAAAAGUGUCCAGCCAAUCUCCCAA
This is a messenger RNA of Micropterus dolomieu (smallmouth bass), 2179 nucleotides long. It is a transcript of the gene hspb8, whose product is annotated as heat shock protein b8. Gene Ontology annotation, cellular component: cytoplasm; nucleus; protein folding chaperone complex. Bases 261 to 926 code for a protein of 221 amino acids. NCBI's taxonomy places the organism in Eukaryota, Metazoa, Chordata, Actinopteri, Centrarchiformes, Centrarchidae. Gene Ontology annotation, biological process: cellular response to unfolded protein. The transcript is spliced from 3 exons. Gene Ontology annotation, molecular function: protein homodimerization activity. The record is from RefSeq and is a predicted model, not a curated record.